AGGACCGAAAUCAGAGAAGAAAAAAGCACUGGAAGAUUAAUUUGUUGAGUUUCUUUGCAAGAAGAAGUGGUUCAAAAUGAGACAUUAAGUUUUUCUCCAACUGACUUAAGUGAUGGCCAGAACUGGACCUGUAAUUUCCUUCCCCUUUUUGUAUUUGGUAGCUUGGUUGAGCCUACAGUGACACAAGACAUCCCCUAGCCAGGGGAUGUAACCUGCCUUCUAGUGCAUAUUUUUUGCCAACAGCUGCAGGGAAACAGAGACAGGUCCCUGACCUUUUCUCAAUAAUCUUAUGAAAAAGAUGCAUAUUUUAGUACAUUUUCCUGUUCCCUGAGAGUAAUUUUUCUUGUUCCCAGGGAGUCCUCACUAGAAUAGCUGCACUCAGAAAUACCUUCACGUCAGCAGCAAGCUCACAACAGUUUUAACCAAUUCCCAUCAUGGUUGUAGAAAUACUUGCAUUGUCCACAGUGAAUUUUGGGUCAGGCCUCCCUUUCUGAAUAAACCUGCUAAAAGACCAGACCUACUCUCUAAGUGACUGUAGCCCUUACAGCAAAUCAGCAGUUUGUGGAGCUACGUGGAAAUCUACCCAAUCUCUCUCUUUCCUGGCUUCACAAGUGGGAGCUGUUGAUACCUGCACAGCUCCUGGAACAAGGCACAGCAGAAGAGCACAGUAAGUUAAUCUGCAAGCCAUUCAGAAACGUCUAGGACAGAGACAGUGACACCAGGGAAUCAUAUGUCUGCACGGAACAUCUAGUAAAUUGUUUACUUGGAGGGUUGAUGAGAAACGUGCAAAUGAACCUCUGAAGCAACUAUUUGUCAGGAAAAAACCUUUCAUGCAGCUGUAGAUCUACAGGAAUUGUAUCAUGUCCUGCUAGAAGUUACUGGGAAAACCUGCAGCUUUCUCUGUUAAGAUAUUUACCCAUUCUGCAAUCUGUCACAUGAAGCUGCUGUAUUCUAGGAUGCAUCACAGAUGGAAGAUUUUGUCUCCACAUCCACAAUGUUCUGCUUAGUUGUUAAGUUUCUUUCCUGGAAGAUAAGACCCCAAGUCAAACACAAAAGUCUGCUGAAUCUCAUCUGCGCUGAUUUGCAAGCCCAAAGCUGUCACAGAUCCCAAUUAUUCACUUAACAGAGGAUUCAGUCAGUACAAGAGAAACAGUUACAUGAUAUUAGUUACACGAUAAUUUCUGUACCUACUUUCAGAAUGCUGUACAAAGAAGAACAAAUUAUGACAUCGACAUCUAAAGGAAUUUUCCGGUCAUUUUUUAUUAUCUUCAUUAUCCUUGGUUGUUUCAUGGCAUUUAUAUUAAUUUAUAUCAAGCCAACAAACAGCUGGAUUUCUGGUCCUAUAGAAUCAGCCAGUUCAGUGUUGAAAAUGAAGAACUUCUUUUCUUCCAAGACUGAUAAUCUCAAUGAAACUACUGUUUUGAUCUGGGUUUGGCCGUUUGGUCAGACAUUCGAUCUAACAUCCUGCCAAACGAUGUUCAACAUCCCCGGGUGCCAUCUGACUAUUGACCGCUCGCUAUAUAACAGAUCCCACGCCGUUCUCAUUCAUCACAGAGACAUUAGCUGGGAUCUGGCUAACUUACCUCAGCAAGCCAGGCCACCGUUCCAGAAGUGGAUUUGGAUGAACUUGGAGUCUCCAACUCACACUCCACAAAAGAGUGGCAUCGAACACCUUUUCAACCUGACCCUGACUUAUCGGCGUGAUUCAGAUAUCCAGGUGCCUUAUGGCUUCAUGAUGGUUGGUACGAGCUCCUUCACAUUUGAGGUACCAAGUAAGGAAAACUUGGUCUGUUGGGUUGUAAGUAACUGGAACCCUGAGCACGCUCGAGUCAAGUAUUACAACGAGCUUAGCAAAUACAUUGAAAUCCACACCUAUGGACAAGCCUUCGGAGACUACGUCAACGACAAAAACUUGAUUCCAACUAUCUCCACGUGCAAAUUCUACCUUUCCUUUGAAAACUCAAUCCACAAAGAUUACAUUACUGAGAAACUUUACAAUGCUCUUCUGGCUGGAUCGGUACCAGUUGUACUGGGCCCUUCCAGAGAAAAUUAUGAGAAUUACAUUCCAGCAGACUCUUUCAUACAUGUGGAAGAUUUUCUCUCCCCCAGGGAGCUGGCAGAAUAUCUUCUGAUGCUUGACAAAAAUAACAAGAUGUAUCUUAGUUAUUUCAACUGGAAGAAGGAUUUUUCAGUGCAUCUGCCUAGGUUCUGGGAAUCACAUGCAUGUCUUGCUUGUGAUCAUGUGAAAAGACACCAGGAAUACAAGUCCAUUGGAAAUUUAGAAAAAUGGUUUUGGAAUUAAUUUGUGGGAUGUGUGGGUGUGUGUAGGUGUGUGCGUGAGCGUACACUUUUUUGAAGAAGCCAGAAAGGACUUCAGUCCAAGUGGAGAGGAAAGGAAAAGAGAAAAAAAAGAAGGAAAAGAGAAUAUCAUGUCAUGGUUUAUCAGUUAUUCUCUCUUGGCUAUCCUAUUUAUAUUUUGUAAGAGAUUUUAAAGAUCAGCAGCAACAGUCAACAGCACUCAGUUUCGAAUUAUAAUAUACUAAUUAUGUGCACUGAAGAGUAUUUGAUUGCUUAUUAUAAAUUUAAAACAAGAUUUUCCAUAUUUUCUGUGAACCAUGCCCCAGUCUUACACUUGAAGUAGUCAUUUUUAACUUUUUUUAAUUAUUAUUUUUAACAUUAUCCUUGUUGUUUAACCUAUUUCGAAAAUGAGGAAACAAUUUUUAAAGUCAUAGAAAAUUUUAAGAACAUGAUUUGUUGUUCCAGACAGAAAUGUGUGUAAUACUUCAAAAGACAGUAAAGUUUAAUAAGUUCAUCUUGCAUUUUAAGAGCACAGUAGAUACCUAAACAUUAUGGAAACAUUAGUAAAAUACCUAACAUUACGGAAGUGUGAUUAAUUACCCCCUUUUUAAGGGUAAUUAUAGUUUUUUAAAUGUAUUAGAAUAGUGGACAGUCUUUGUUUCUAAAAAUGUUUCCUAAAAAUUGUCCCAUGAUGUUGCUUUAGGAAUAUAUCUCUUCUUACCCUCUGAAGAAAAAGGAAGUCAGAUGUAGAGAAAAUGAUCAAUUCUGGUGACCAAAGACCAGAUUCAUCCAAUUUUUGAGUGUAUUCAAAUGCAGCACACUCUUGGCCCUCAACACGUCUCAAGUAUUUUUAACCUGGACCGGGGCACUAAGUAGUAUUACACUGAGAGAAACAGAUUGUAACAAAGGAGUUCAAUUACAUCAGCUUCAUGCACUGAAUUCAGCUGGUAAUAAUGGAUUCUUGAAAGCAGUUUGCUGAGAAAUUUUAGAAAGCUCUCUCAGAUAAUUUCUUGAACAAUAGUGAAUUUUCCCCCAAUUCUGUAAAGAACUGUUGAAUUUUAACUGUAGCUGGACAACUUGAUGUUAUGACAUAUAAAUGUGGGAAAAAAAAUAUUAAGCAGUCAAUUUUCUGAAAGACAUGCUGAAAUUUAGUAAAUAAGCUAUCAGGCUGACAUAUAACCUUUCAACUUAUUAAACUAACAAAUUUGAAGGAUUGAAAAUAUUUUAUAUGAGAGGUAUUAAAAAAGCACUCUUCAGAGCAACAAUUGCUAUCAAUAUUUGAUAAUAUAAGUAGGUUUUUAAGUAUUAAAUUUGCUCUAUUAGCAAAUACAAAAUUGUGAUGAUUGUCAUAACUGUUUAAAAUAUCUGCUCGAAACAUGUAAUUUGGUUUUACCACUUCUUUCAGCUAAGACAAAUUUCUAAUUGCCAUAUAUAUUCAUAUGUACAAGGUUGGUUUAAUGACAUAAAUGUAUGGGUAGGUUUUGGUAUGAAAUGAAAGCCAAUCAGCUUGGAUUUUCAGGUCAAAGUUCUGCAAAUCACACCUGCUAUUGGAAAAAAAGGAAAAAGUUAAACUGGAAAGACUUCUGCUUAUGAGAUGUAUAAGACCCUGAUCAAGUAAAGUAGUCAAUCAAGCAACUAAGAUUAAAUUUCCAGACAAAAAUGUUGUUACAGUAAGGAAAUGAGAGAUAAAUAUUUAGCAAGAGACAAUGCGACUUGUUAGAUUUUUAUUUUAUUUUUAUUCCAGGCUGGAAUAGAAACACAGAAGGCUAGAAGAGUAAUUAGUUGAAUUUCUAGAACUCAAAACCCCAAUGAAAAAGUUGUAGAAUCACUUCUGUUCUGCCUAUGCUUUCAAAAGCUAUAUUUUGAUCCAGCUAGCUUUCAAUAUACUGUGAAUCACCUAAACUCACCAGCAUUCUUGGAUGCAGCAAGAUGAGCUUACCUUGAAAAUUAAUGCAAUACAAGGAAACUGAGUCUUCAGCAAACGAUCUUCUGACAUGCAUGUAAUAUGAGUGAUAUUUUAUCAUUUUGAAGGCAAGUGGCUAUAGCUUAUAGGCUGUCCUACAGGACAUCAUAACAUUUUGUUUUCAGGAUGACUGUGAAAUUCUCUGUGACUGAACAUACCUCUGGUAUGGCUCAAUAACCUGAUUUCCUCGGUGCUGGAAUUUGGAAGUCCUUUGCAUUGACCUCAGUGAAUGUGUACAAUGCUUUAUUUCAUUCCUGUCUUCAGAUUGUGAGAGUUGUUCCGUGUGUUAGAAGGCCUUAGGUUGAAUCAGACUGGUUUCUUGACAGGAAGUACAGCUAAGUCCUUAGAGUAACAACAAGCAAGCAUAUGUAGGAUAUAUGAAUUGCUACUACAGUUAUUGAUCAGUGUAUACACAGGAAAGUUUUGAAAUAUACACUGAAUUUUAAUCCUGUCUUCACCUCUGUAAGCAUAGGAUCCAAUCAGCAUGGUUAAUCAUGGGCUGAAUUUUAAGAAAUGUGAAACUCUUUUGAUGGAACUGGAAAGAGUGUUGUUCUCUUCACAAGAAGAGAAGCUCCACAGAAGGCUUGUAUACAUUUCACUCAGGAAACAUUGCUAAAAUUGCUUCAAAGAUUAAUAAAACAGGAAAGAUAUCUAAUCCAGAAUUAUGCAUAAGAAGCAUUACCAAAUCCUAAAAAAUACACAUGACCCUAAUGUCUCACUGGCAUUCUUGAAGAGUAAGGGCUGAAACAAAAUUGAACUAAUUUUUAAAGAGAUUUUAAGAUGAUCUGCAGGUAUCAGGCCUUAAGCAGUUCUGGAUAUAAAGAUCUUUGUAGCCUAUGUAGAAGCAAUGGAUAGAAAACAUCUGUGCUCCAUGCAUGUAUAAAAACUGCAUAGCUAGACCUAGGCAUUUAACUUACCUGUGUUUGCUUCCAGUCUGUAUAUGACAUUCAGCUCUGUGAGGUCUGUGCUCCUUUCAUGAUCUGUCUACAUGAACAGCAAGCAAAAAGAGACCCAAAUAAUGAAACACUAUGAAAGAGAAUGAGCAAACUCAACCAACUGUGGCAGGGUAAAUUACAUGGGACUGGACAAAAUAGGUACUGUGCUUUGGUACCACUGGCAAAAGAAGAUAACUGUACCAGAAAUGAGAACUAGAAGUUGGGAAAAGACACCAGUUCUAACUAUUUAUUUUCUCAACAAAUUUCUUUCAGACACUCAGUUUAUUUUGUUUGCCAGCCCACAACAGUCUUGAGUUGCACUCAUCACAAAUUAACUAAGCAGUCAGUGAAGACAGGGAGUAACCACCAUUCUUUCUUCACAAUGGCUUAUUUUAGAUGCUUUUAGGCUCUCUGUCAUGCGUUGAUCUGUCAACAUGUACUGGCUUUCUCAGUGUGGAAAGUAAGACCCAAACCAGACAAAAUACUGACUGCACAUGCGUUGCUACCCCACUGAAUGUGAACAGGUAUCAGACAAAACCAGCAGCAGAUCCUUCUGAAGCAGUUUUCCUUUCAUUUCAUAGACAAUGUCCACAGCAGAUCUUGCUUAGAUGAGAUCCCCAUUCCUCAGUCAAUCCUGCUGUCAGUUUCUUUGAAUGUUUCUUUCCAUGUGUCUAUACCCACAGCGAGCAAGCAGCCUGAGUGAGGUCCACAGAAAGUAUGAAACAUCCAGCAACACCUUUGUCUUUUAAGAAACAAGAUCAAAUACAAUGAAAGUUGGACUGAGAGAGCAUGAAUAUGGGAAUCUGUAGAGGUCAUGCGAGCUGAGCAAGAUAUGGAAAAUUGACACCACUGAACACAAGAAAGAACUCUCUCUAGAUACUCAUGGUUGUCUCUCAAAAUAGGCUUUAAAAAAACACAUAAUUUUCUCCCAUCUUUGAACAAGCAGUUAAAUAACCAAUAACUGUUCCUGUUUAUUCAAGAAUGGGACUCCUGUUAGCCUUGUAUUAUCUUUUUUACUAGAUGAAGAUAACAUUCAGGAGAAGAGACAAGCCUGUUAGUAAGAUAAUUAUAUUUCCUAUCUAGAUUCAAGGAUCUUUAUUUUUAUUUUCUUUUUUGAUUUAUAAAUCCCUAUGCAGCAACACUUUCUGGACACGAUUCAAAAAGACCUUAAGAGUAUGUAGAUGACCAUGACACAUAUACUUAAAUUUAAGACAAUCUUAAGUGUUUUAAUGCACUGAGUCUCCAGAGAAUGUGUUUUCAUUGCCUUUAGGAAUUGUGCCAAAGGGUGCAAUCUGUAGACACAUCAGAGACCAAUUUGUGCUGCCUCUUUUGCAUCAUAUACGUAGUGAGUAAAGACUGGUUGAGUACUAAAUGAGUAGUCCACACUGAAAACCUUGAAUUCAUUCUGAUUUGGUGUCUAAUCAAAAAAUCUUGGCACAACUCUUCUGCUUCAGCAUAAAAUAUAUAUCUCCACCAGCUCGGGCCAUCCCCUCAGCACAGCACCCCAGUUUACAGCCUGCCUGUGCUAUGCUUCCAUGUGACAUAAAGAAACCAGAGUGGCUGAGGAUGCUGAAGACAGUAUUUCGAGGAUUGUCUGAAGAUGAAAGCAUAAAACCUGCUCAUGUCCUAAAAUCUGGACUCAGUGUGCCCUACAGAGACUCAGUCUCAGCCAUACCUGCUUUUCCUCUAAGGAAGGUGUUAGGUUCAUCCCAGGUGAGACUAAUCACUGUGCAUGCAAAGUGGGAACAAGAGGUAUCUCUGUGUAGGCUGACGAGGAAGCUUCUGACCUAUUUAAACCUAGCAGUGAAAAUUAAACAAAUACUCAAGUCUGUCCUUGGUCAGAACUCCUAUGUUAUUGAGAAGAGAGUCCAGGGGAAGUAUUUGUAUACCUACCUAUCAGCUGGUGGGCUUUUUCCUGAAUUUUGGCUGACAGUUCUGUUUUGGCUUUUAUUUUUUUUGUCUUUAAUAAAAGUGAUUUUAAAAUGUUAGAAAUCAAUCAAUAUGAUUUGUACAAGAUAGUUAUUUCACCUUUAUCUUUUGCUCCUUGCUUGGGUAAAUACCAGAUUUAGCAGGUGAUUUGGGAGAUUCCCAUGCUAGUAAAAAAGGAUUGGGCCAAGGGUGAAAUGGCUUGGGUAAAAAAACCCUGUCUUAUUCAUGGAUAUUUCCCCUUUAAUAUUUGAAUAUCUAGUUGGUGCUAUGGCCAAUUCUACAUUUAGAGAAUCAAUGUAAAAAGCAUACUGGUUAGAUAUGUUCAUAAAAGGUACAGAAAUACCAAUAAAUUGAUUAACUAAAGCAUGCAGUGGUAAUUUUAAUUCGUGGCACUAUUGCUACAGGGUGACACAGAUGAUAAAACUAUCAGUUCAUGAAAAGAACUUGGCCUAGAGACAUCAUCCAGCAGUUUGCUUACUGGAGGAACUCACUUCAUUACUCUAUUGCAACUGUAAUUAACUGGCAAUCUUUUGUGUCACCAUAUUCUCUGCACAAUCGACCAAAAACAGCAUUCUCUGUGCAGUGAAUACUGCAGAGAUUCCCUCAUGUGGCAGAGAACCUCUCACCCCAGGUUAACAGCCUGAAUUAGGAGUCGGCUGUACAGAUCACAGUUUGGCAACCUCUGGUAGAUGAUUCUGUGCUCUCAGGUUUUGCAUUGCUGCUUUCAGCCAAGGAAGGCAAAGAGCUGAGCUGAGACCCAUCUAAUACCCUCUGUGCAUUUCAUGGCACACUCACAGGGUGGCUGAAGACACUCUCUUUCCUGCAGCCUAUACCCUGCCUGUUUAUGAGAAUUCAGGAGACUUUGCUGUUCCAACUAAUAAGAGAAUUAACAUUUUUUUUGAGGUGUGAUGCCAGUCUAUACAAAUUAAUUAUUGAUGCUUGUGGGAACUCCUCAUUAACAUUCUUAAGUAAAUAAUUAUCAGGAAAAUCAUUUAAUCAUUGCAAAUUGGCAGCAAAAAGAACUGUUUGUUAUUCUUUAUUAUGAAUUUGUCCAGUGGAAAAGAGGAUUUGAUGAAACUUUAUCUCCCUGGCUUGAUAUAGCCUGGUUGGAUCCAGAUAUAGAAACAGGUUUGAUAGCAAAAUUUGAAAGAUAUGUAAUAAACCAACACAAAUAUAUAUAUAAAUUUGGGACAAAUUUCCUAUAAAACCUUGAAACUGUAAAUAAGCACUUUAGCAGUCACCAGAUGGAAAAUGUUCCCAUCAAUCUUUAUAACAUCAUAAGAAAAGCCAUCAUGAUAUAUGCUGUUUGGCAAAUAAAUUAAUUACAAAACCUAUAUUUUCUUUACCACAUACAUAAGAGCUGAGAUCAAAAAGUUUGGAGAGUUAGCUCCCUUGGAGUAAUUUAAUGUUUUAAAGAAUCCAUGGAUACACUGAAGAGAAGCAAGUGAGCAGCUUUUCCAUCUAUACAAAAUCCUAAUGUGCCAAACUGUUUCCAGAGAAUGAACAAAGCAGUUACUGACUUUUUAUUAGGAUUUGCAAAAUCUUCUAUUAACGCACUGUAAUUUUGCACUAUUUUGUAAGAAAAUUUUAAAAAAAGAAAAAAAAGAGGAACUGAAAAAGAAAUAGAAAAAAAAUCUGAAAAUAGAUGCCAAAUGUAUAGUUUGUAAAAUACUAUUUUUCUGAUAUAAGGUGUCAUUACAUUGUGAAUCUAACUGUGUUAUUGUAAACUGUGAAAAAUGUGAUGUUCUGUUGUGACACAGCCUGUGAAGGGCCAUUUCUAACACAGAUAAUUCACCUAGACUUGUUUAUAUGAAACAUAUUCAUAAAUCUGAGAUCACUUUUAUACUUAUUUUUUUGUAGACUAUUUUUCCACAUUUGCAACACAACUGUUAUUUUAUAUCAAACAUUAAUUUUGCUUUAAAAUAUUAUUUGAAUAGGUGGGUGAGUGUCUUAUAUGUGCCAGAGAUUCAAAUCUGUAACUGAGAUAAUUCAGAAACUAUUCUUUGCCAAACUGUAAUGCUACUGAAAUCAAUGUUGUUUCGAUGAAAAAUAGGCACACUGUCAAUAAACAGAAGUUUCUAGUCCAAUAAUGAUGACAAUGUCACAUUAUCUAGGAUAAAUGCCUGGUAGUUACGAGCUGCAUUUCCCUGCUGUCUUUGUGUAUGUUGAGGAAACAAAACUGUGUGCCAUAGCUGAACAUCAUAGAUAUUCAGUCACUUAAAUAACGUGCCAUGGAUUUGACCUCUGAGAUACAUUAAUGAGGAUUAGGAGAAAAAAAAAACCAAGCUGUUUGUCCCAGUUCAAAGCCAGUUUCUGUGGAAGGUCAGAUGAAAAUGGGGCGGUUGUCAAGGCAGGACUGGGACAAUCUCAGCAGGGAGAGUAAGUUCUGUACACAGAAAUGUGGGGACUACAUUUAUUGUGUUAGGGCAAGAUCAGGACCAAAGUCCCUUUCUUGUACAUUUGAACUUACACGCGUAACAUUGAGUGAGAUCUGAUAGGAACCCUUUCUUCAUGUUCCCAGCUAAUGAUAUUCCUUGUAGUGACAAGUUUUAUGUGUUUUAUAUAGUAUAUAUAUAAUGAAUAAAUUCAAGUGUAAGAAAGAGUAACCAUGGCAAAUUGAAUCUUAAUAAAAAUAAUAGAAACCAUUCUUACUUCCAGGCACAUUUUAAAAUGCCAUGUUGAAAGAUCUUGUAAAAACCUGUAUUUUUUAUUUAUUAGUGAUUGUAUAUUUUGCCCCAUGAUCUAGACAUUUUAUAACAGGGAGUCUACCAAAAACUGGAUUUUUCUUCCCUUUGAACACUACCAUCACCGUGAGAUGCAUCUGGAAAAUGUAGAGGUCAACCACUGAUGUUUUGUGUUGUUUUUUUUAAUAUGAUGUUGUUGUUGAACUUUCUUCUGAUUACCUGUAACUCUGUUCAGAGUUUUCAACAUAAUUUAACUGCAGACUGAAGAUACCUACUGAAUGAAACUACAGGUAACUAUAAUUAUUUCAAAGACUUUCAUCAUUUAUGUGAAAUUAAUAUUUCAGAACACUGAUUCCAAGAUUGUUAAUGAGCAGCUCAUUGACUCUUAUUUAUUGAGCACUGGAAUUCUCCCUAAAGGAUAAACACUGAAUCAUGUAAAUAAUAGUGCUCUAUAUAAGCCUAACAAAAUAUUGUAAUAGGUAUAUUUAAAAUAAAAAGAGAACAUUCCAAGUG
Molecule: messenger RNA, 10322 nt
Organism: Prinia subflava (tawny-flanked prinia)
Lineage: Eukaryota; Metazoa; Chordata; Aves; Passeriformes; Cisticolidae
Gene: FUT9
Product: fucosyltransferase 9
Exons: 6
Coding region: 1199-2302 (367 amino acids)
Cellular component (GO): membrane
Molecular function (GO): alpha-(1->3)-fucosyltransferase activity
Source: RefSeq, a predicted model, not a curated record